Messenger RNA from Xenia sp. Carnegie-2017, 3994 nucleotides. Its product is annotated as probable phospholipid-transporting ATPase IM. Gene Ontology annotation, cellular component: plasma membrane. Gene Ontology annotation, biological process: Golgi organization; phospholipid translocation. Lineage: Eukaryota; Metazoa; Cnidaria; Anthozoa; Malacalcyonacea; Xeniidae. Gene Ontology annotation, molecular function: ATP hydrolysis activity; magnesium ion binding; ATPase-coupled intramembrane lipid carrier activity. The record is from RefSeq and is a predicted model, not a curated record.
UCUGAAAUGCUUCAUUGAAUGUACGAAUCUUGUUGUUAUGAAUAAAUUGAAUAUGGGUUCGACUAGAUUUGUUAUGAGUGAUUUGACAGGUAUACGUCCUGAUUUUGCGAAAUGCGAUCAACAUUUAGAAAAUGAAAUUAUCUUGUAGGUGAUACAAGUUUCAAAGAAGACAAGUAGCUGGAAUUAAAAGUUGCCAACGCCUAUUUUCUGAUGUUGGUUUGUGAAUCGAUCGUCAUCACAUUCUUUAUUAUUUGAUAUUUUCGAUUAUUGUUGUAUUAGAAUUAUGUCUUCUCUUGGUUGCGCACCGAAAUUUUACAAAACGAAUGAGGACUCUUCCGAGGAAGUCAACAGAACUAUAAAGUGUAAUGACACUGAAUUUUCAGAAACGCAACGUUAUGCUGAUAAUUAUAUUUGCACUUCAAAGUACACUUUGAUCUCUUUUCUUCCAAAGAAUUUAUUUGAACAGUUUCAUCGUCUUGCGAAUCUUUAUUUCUUAGGUCAAAUAAUUAUUAUGUCAAUACCGGAGCUUACAGCUCUACAACCUGAAUCAACCGCAAUUCCUUUAUUCUUUGUGUUGCUGGCAACUGCUGUAAAGGAUGGCUAUGAUGAUGUGAAACGACAUUUGAGUGACAAUUCAGUUAAUGGUAGAAAAGCAAAUGUUUUGCACAAUGGAAAGUUAGAAAUUGUAGAUUGGUUAUCUUUGAAAGUUGGGGAAAUUGUUCGUUUGGCUAUCAAUGAACAAGUUCCAGCAGACCUAUUGGUUAUUUCAACUAGUGAAGAUAGUGGUCUUUGUUAUAUUGAGACAGCUGAACUUGAUGGAGAGACAAAUUUGAAAUGUCGACAACCACUUGUUGAAACCGCUGAAUUGGGGGAUGAUGAAAGGGGCUUGGGGAUGUUUAAUGGUCAAAUAACAUGCGAGUUGCCAAAUAAUACUUUAGAUAAAUUUCAAGGCACUUUGAAUUGGGAAGACAAGAAAUACAGUUUGAAUAAUGAUAACAUUAUUUUACGCGGUUGUGUGAUACGAAAUACUCAAUGGAUCUAUGGUGUUGUAAUAUUUGCUGGAGCUGAUACCAAGCUUAUGAUGAAUACAGGUAAAGCAAGAUUUAAAAAAACAUCACUUGAUAGAUUGCUCAACAGACUUGUUGGUGGGAUUGCUAUAUUACUUGCUACAAUCUGUGUAUUUUGCUCUAUCAUGUCAGGAGUAUGGGAGAAUGAUACUGGCCGGCAUUUCCAACAGUAUCUUCCCUGGGAAUCAUUUUAUAAUGACUCUCCUGCUUUAAUUGGUCUUCUCCAUUGGCCUGGCUAUAUCAUGGUUCUGAAUACUCUCAUUCCUAUAUCACUGUAUAUAAGUGUUGAGGUGAUUCGUUUGGGUCAGAGUUUGUUUAUAAAUUGGGAUUCAAAGAUGUAUUACGAACCAAAGAAUACUCCUGCUAGGGCAAGGACGACGACAUUAACGGAAGAGCUUGGUCAAAUAGAAUACAUAUUUUCAGAUAAAACAGGCACUUUGACCCAAAAUAUCAUGACGUUUAAACAAUGCUCAAUAAAUGGCACGUUAUAUGGUGAUAUAAAAGGCCCAGAGAUUAGCUUACAAAGCGGUGCUUCAAUGAGAUCAAGGAAAUCCGUUGAUUUUUCUGGAAAUAAAAUGGCUGAUGAGGAUUUUCAUUUCUAUGAUCAAAAUUUAAUGAACGCUAUCAAAGGAAACGACGAGAAAACUCAUGAUUUCUUUCGUCUGAUUGCAUUAUGUCAUUCUGUCGUUUCUGAGGAAGUCGAUGGUGAUCUGGAGUAUCAAGCACAAUCACCAGACGAGGCAGCUCUCGUUACUGCUGCUCGAAAUUUUGGAUUUGUUUUUCUUCGUCGUUCACCAACCGUCAUGACUUUACAGUGUCUAGGAACCGAGGAAAUCUGGGAACUCCUAUGCACACUUGACUUUGACAACGUUAGAAAAAGGAUGUCGGUAAUUGUAAAAAGAGAUGAUAAGAUAAAGCUGUACUGCAAAGGAGCAGAUACUAUUAUAUUUGAGCGACUUCAUGCCAGUUCUCAAGAAUUAAUGAACACGACUAAUGAACAUUUAAACACGUUUGCAAAAGAUGGUUUGCGAACGCUCGUGUUGACUGAGAAAGAUAUCUCUCCGGAGAAUUUGAAAGAGUGGAUUGUUCGUUAUCACGAAGCAAGUACUGCCACGGAGGAUCGAGACGAGAAGGUUAACGAGGCCUAUGAAGAAAUAGAAAAGGAUCUGAAUUUGUUGGGUGCAACGGCAAUUGAAGAUAAGUUACAAGAUGGUGUACCAAAUACAAUUGGCCACCUAGCUGAGGCUGAUAUCAAGAUUUGGGUUUUGACUGGCGACAAGCAAGAAACUGCCAUCAACAUUGGUUACUCCUGUCGACUUCUGACAAAUGAAAUGGAGGAAGUAUUUACGAUAAACGACGAAGAGGAAGAAAAAGUUCGAGCUUCGAUAAAAGAAGCAAUGAAUAGAAUUAGGUCAUCACCAAUGAUCAGUAACUCUGUCGAGAACAGUUUCGGUGCUGACAGUUUGACCGUUAAUAUUUUGCCCAACACCAGUCGUAUUGAAGACACGAGAACGCAGGCCGUAACAGAAAAUGGCCAGGAAAAGACCGUAUCUAAACAAAGUGAAUUUGCUUUGGUAAUCACUGGAAAAAGCUUAGUAUUUGCUCUCGAUAAUUCCAUGGAAAUGGAAUUUCUCGAGUUAGCUAAACAUUGUAAAGCUGUGAUAUGUUGUCGAGUCACUCCACUACAAAAGGCCCUGGUUGUGGAGUUAGUCAAGCGCCAUGUGAAAGCAGUCACUCUAGCAAUAGGUGAUGGUGCAAACGAUGUUAGCAUGAUUAAAUCGGCUCAUAUAGGUGUUGGUAUAAGCGGACAAGAAGGAAUGCAAGCUGUUUUGGCAAGUGACUACUCUUUUGCGCAAUUUCGGUUUCUGGAACGUUUGUUGUUGGUUCAUGGUCGUUGGUCCUACUUGAGAAUGGCGAAAUUUUUAAGCUACUUUUUUUACAAGAAUUUUGCGUUCACUUUAUGUCAGCUUUGGUUCGCUUUCUUUGUUGGUUUCUCUGCGCAGACGUUGUAUGAUGCUUGGUUCAUAUCUUUUUAUAAUGUCUUUUUCACUUCAUUGCCUGUCGUUGUUAUGGGCAUUUUUGAUCAAGAUCUUCCUGAUAAUAUUUCUUUGAAAUUCCCUAAAUUAUAUGUUCCUGGCCAAAAGAAUAUUCUAUUCAAUUGGAGAGUAUUUGUUUUCAGUCUUCUUCACGGCGUCCUUGUUUCCCUUAUCCUAUUUUUCGUUCCUUAUGGCAUUUAUCAUGAUUACAUAAACAGCAGCGGUUACGUGGAGUCGGGCCUUCAAUUCUUCGGGACAGUAGUUGCAGCAACACUUGUUAUUACAAUGAACUUACAGCUUGCAUUAAACUUACAUUCUUGGACAAUUCUCAAUCACAUUUCCGUUUGGGGAAGUAUCAUCUUCUAUUUUAUCUUAUCUAUUAUUCAUCAUUUGUCCUCAAACUGACACCACAAAAUUCAUAUCAUGGUGUACAAUAUGCUACCUACGGGGGAGGCCUUUUGGCUCUGUGCAUUAAUAACUCCUGCAGUAGGUAUAUUGCCUGUCUUUGUUUAUCGCACUAUGAGUCUGGAACUUAUGCCGACUAUUUCUGAUCGCGUUCGUCUGUUAUGGAAGAGUGGCCAGUUAGAAGAACCUGCAAAAUUACUGAGAAUCAGACCGAGAUCUAGUACGAGAAUGUCUCUGAGAAGAGGUGGAUAUGCUUUUGCACAGGAAGAGAAACUGAGUAGAAGAAUACAUGCAAAUCAUUCAAAACGAUCAACAUUUCGAGAAAGUAUUAAAGGCAAUAAGUAAUAGUUUCUUAUAUAUAUAUACUUUAGUAUUGUAUUUAUUGAACUAUGUAGGUGAAUGAAUUGACGCAGUUUACAUUAUGCGUGACAUUAGUAGCUAUAGAGAUCUAGACCAUGUAGUAAUUAAUAAAAAUUCAUAAUCGUA